Molecule: messenger RNA, 2788 nt
Organism: Chionomys nivalis (European snow vole)
Lineage: Eukaryota; Metazoa; Chordata; Mammalia; Rodentia; Cricetidae
Gene: Hibch
Product: 3-hydroxyisobutyryl-CoA hydrolase
Exons: 15
Coding region: 147-1346 (399 amino acids)
Biological process (GO): L-valine catabolic process
Cellular component (GO): mitochondrion
Molecular function (GO): 3-hydroxyisobutyryl-CoA hydrolase activity
Source: RefSeq, a predicted model, not a curated record
AAUGCGAGCCGCGGGCCGCUCUGGCCCGUCCGGAGGACUCGUCGUCGGUGCCCGCGGCUCUCGUGGGCUCCGGUCGGCUGUGGGCGGGUCCGCCGUGCAGUCCGCUGUCGCCGCCGCCGUCUGCUUCGGCGCUGCGUUUUUAGGCCAUGGGGCAGCAGGAUGUGUGGCGGCUCCUGUCGAGAACUCUGCCAUUUCCAAAAUGUCCUACACUUGAAGCCUCACGGGUCAGCUCCCUCAGAAGAGCCAGGGUUGUUCUGCAGCAUCUGAGGAUGUCCGUGCACACAGAAGCCCCGGAAGUGUUGCUGGAGAGGAGGGGCUGUGCAGGAGUCAUAACACUGAACAGACCCAAGUUCCUCAACGCUCUGUCUCUCAGCAUGAUCCGGCAGAUCUACCCACAGCUGAAGAAGUGGGAACAAGACCCUGAGACGUUCCUGAUCAUCAUAAAGGGAGCUGGAGGAAAGGCCUUCUGUGCUGGAGGAGACAUCAGAGCACUCUCAGAAGCUAAAAAAGCAAAGCAGAAUUUGACUCAAGAUUUUUUCAGAGAAGAAUAUACCCUGAACAAUGCCAUUGCGUCUUGUCAAAAACCAUAUGUCGCCCUCAUUGACGGUAUCACAAUUGGUGGGGGAGUUGGUGUUUCCGUUCAUGGGCGAUUCCGAGUGGCUACCGAAAGGACCCUCUUUGCAAUGCCAGAAACGGGAAUAGGGCUCUUUCCUGAUGUGGGCGGCGGUUAUUUCUUGCCACGACUUCAAGGCAAACUGGGCUACUUCCUUGCCCUGACCGGGUUCAGACUGAAAGGAAGAGACGUGCACAGGGCAGGAAUCGCCACCCAUUUUGUAGAUUCAGAGAAGCUGCACAAGUUAGAGGACGAGUUGCUGGCCUUGAAGUCGCCCUCGGCAGAAGAUGUUGCGGGUGUCUUAGAAAGCUACCAGGCACAGUCCAAGAUGGAUCAAGACAAAUCUGUCGUAUUUGAGGAACACAUGGACAAAAUAAACAGUUGUUUUUCAGCCAAUUCUGUGGAACAGAUUAUUGAGAACUUACAGCAGGAUGGUUCACCUUUUGCCAUACAACAAUUAAAGGUGAUUAACAAAAUGUCUCCGACAUCCCUAAAGAUCACACUGAGGCAGCUCACGGAGGGCUCUUCCAAGACCUUGCCAGAGGUACUGACCAUGGAGUAUCGCCUAAGUCAAGCCUGUAUGGAAGGUCAUGACUUUGAUGAAGGCGUUCGAGCUGUUCUCAUUGACAAAGACCAGAGCCCCAAAUGGAACCCAGCCAGUUUAAAGGAAGUUACCAAUGAAGACUUGAAUAGCUAUUUUAAAUCUCUGGGAAGCAGUGAUCUGAAAUUCUGAGAUGGCCAGACCUCCUACAGUUUAUUUUGGAGCAACGGUCAGUAAACACAUCACAGAGGCUAGCUCGGUCUCUCAGCUUGCCCAUUUCCAGCGUGCAAACUGGAAAUGUUUCCCUUUAAGAGCUGCCAUGGUCAUGGCGUCUCUUCACAGCAGCAGAAACCCUAAGAUGCCAUGGCAUAUGCUGUAUGGCCCACAGCGUCUCAAGUGUCUCCUGUGAUCUUCAUCAGAAAUGACUUGCUGGGCCCUGGUUUCAAAGAUGGGAAACUCUCAAGUCCUCCAGGGUCUUGAGUUACAUUCUCUCCUUAAAAUGGUAACUCUGGCUCCCAGUGGUAGUUUAUAUGUUAAUUAAUCAAAUUAUGUAUAGAUAAUCAAAAAUAAAGACCCUGAAAUUUGGAGGGGGAUGUUAAUUAAUGCCUUACAAGUGUUCAUUUAAGAAAACGUGAAUUUGGAACAACACUUAACAGAAGAGUUACUCUGUAAACAGGAAGAGGAAGAGUCUCACUGGAAAAGAAGCUCCAUCUCCAGACUGCUGUCUCUGCCUCAGCUUUUCCGGGUCGUCGGAACAUACCUUCCUGCUAGAAAUGCAAGUUAUGCCUAUUAUUUGCAGGAUUUGCUAACCUGAAAGAAAUGAGGAAUUAAGAAACUCCGGUCUCUAAGACAGACACACCCUUGCUUUUCAUAAGUUAUAUCAAACUUUUGUAGGAAAAGUCAAAAGCAAUUUAAAAUAGAAAUGUCUUUUAGUAAUUGGAGGUUGACAGUUUUCAAAUAUUUUAUGUGUGUGCAUAUUUUGCCUGCAGAGCCAUAAGAGGGCCUUAGGUCCCUGGAUCUGGGGCUAAGGAUGAUUAUGGGUAACCACAUGGGCACUGGAAAUUAAACCUGGGUCCUCUGGAAGAGCAGCCAGUGCUCUGAAUUACUGAGCCAUCUCCCCAGCCCCUGGCAGAUUUAUGUUAGAAUAAUUUUAUAUUAGAGUCAGCUAAUCAUUUGUUUUGUAACUUGGUAUAAUUUCUCCUUCAUCCCAGGCUCCUGAAAAACUGAGGUAAGAACUAAACCAACAGAACUGAAGGGAACAUUGGGCUCAUGCCUGCACCUCCCCACGCAGGUGGAGGCUACUUUUCCUCAGCUCUUAAUUUUUAUCAUGACGGCCUUUUUCUCCAGACAGUUCAGAAAUAAUACCACGAUAUUGACCGCGUGUUACAGCUAUAUUCUUAAAGCUCCGAAAUGAGACCUUAACCCAAGGACUUGUCUGUGUCCAUGUUAGCAAGACAUACUAGAAGUCUUUAUGUGAGACAUCGGUGAACCACACCCCACAAGUGUUUGCUUCAAUCAAGUAAGUACUGAUAGCUCAUUUAGUUGGACUUUUAUUAUACUUACAAAAAAAAAUUUUUCACAAAAUUUUUUUGGGAAAAUAUAGCACUUCUGAGUUAACUCCUACAGAAGGGACU